AGAAAUGUGAGCAUACAGAGAGAGAGUACAUAAGCCCUGUUAUCUGAAACAACUCUCAGUCGUGAGUGGACACUCCUGGCUCUGUGGAUCUGCACCAUCGAGGACAGUCAUGCUGCGUUUGGCGGCCCUUGGCCUUCUCGUCGCGUCUGCCGUGACUUUAUGCAGCUCUGCUGUUGUUCUGGAAAAUGGCAUGCCGAUCCUUUGGUCACAAACAGCUAGCCAAGUGACUGAACUACCUGUGCAGAAUGGGAUCCUGACCCCCAAUCCCUGGCAUUAUCUACACCGCCAGAGUUUUUACCGUCUGAUGAUAGGGGCCACAGACCCCUACAUGAGCUACAUGGGGACAAACCAGAAUGAAAACCCCAUCUGGGGGCUACCAAUGGAGCUUGGAUGGAUGUACAGCUCAGGUCGCCUUGCUGACCCAAGCGGCUCAACAACCUGCGGUCUGCAAACAGGAGACACCACUUGUAUUUCAGCUGAGAGUUUUUGGGGCUGUGUGACCUACUUCACCUCAGCACUUCCCUUCCUGUCCGCUGCACAGAAGGGCUUCCUGGGAGAAAACGUUCAGGUCCAGCUGCAGGCGCCGGCGGGUGUAGAGGGCUUUUGCACCACCCAUGCUGAAUGUUCAACCAGCUACCCUGAUGUCAUGUCCAAGUGGGAUGCUUUUUUCCAGGCUCUCAAGGCGACCACUGAGUCUACUCUGCCUGACAACGAGAAGAAAGACUCCAUCCUCGGUGUCUACUGGACAGCUCAAACGGCUUCAACUCAUGCAUCUGCAGUAUGCAAUGCCAAGAAGACCCACUAUUCCACCGAGGAGCAGUCGUUUGCCGACAGCUGGUCGAACUCUGCAGAGUAUGUUGCAGCAGCUCAUUUCCAUUCCAACCUGCAAAAGUCUUUGCUGUUCCUGAAUCCUCUGCCAAGCCGAGUUUUACGAGCAGGUGAUGUAGCCCCAAACAUUGCUGAUCUGAGUCAGGAGGAGAACUACACACUGUCCGUUUUCGCCUGGAUGAGAAACAUCAAUACCAUUCUUGGUGGGUCACUGGUUCGUAUGUGGAAAGGGGCGAUGUGCUCAUUGAGCACCAGAGAGAAAGGCAAUCAGCUGUUGGAGCAGCUUAUUACAAAUCCCAGCUUCCCCACAACCACUUUCCUGUCCGUCAUCACAGAAAUGACUACAACCUGCUGAGACAAACACGUAAAACCAGAAAGACGGCCGCUUCCAUAUAAUCGUGACACCGUUAGCAGUAUUUUCUUAAUUGAGAUGAGGAAGAACAAAAAAAUGUCAUUGCAGAAUGUUGAUAGACAACUCUGGAUCACACCUUCAUGUAACCUUGUUCAUUUGUAUGAACACAUAAAACAUUAAAAAAAAAAUCCCCACUC
This is a messenger RNA of Fundulus heteroclitus (mummichog), 1377 nucleotides long. RefSeq names its product protein LEG1 homolog. The transcript has 8 exons. Bases 110 to 1183 code for a protein of 357 amino acids. The record is from RefSeq and is a predicted model, not a curated record. NCBI's taxonomy places the organism in Eukaryota, Metazoa, Chordata, Actinopteri, Cyprinodontiformes, Fundulidae.